This is a messenger RNA of Dioszegia hungarica, 1062 nucleotides long. RefSeq lists its product as uncharacterized. The transcript is spliced from 6 exons. NCBI's taxonomy places the organism in Eukaryota, Fungi, Basidiomycota, Tremellomycetes, Tremellales, Bulleribasidiaceae. The coding region runs from base 1 to 1062 and encodes 353 amino acids. Gene Ontology annotation, biological process: kinetochore assembly; protein localization to kinetochore; mitotic sister chromatid segregation. The record is from RefSeq and is a predicted model, not a curated record. Gene Ontology annotation, cellular component: chromosome, centromeric region; nucleus.
AUGCCGCCCCGCAAAUCACUGUCGCGCGCCUCGGCUCGAGCCGAAUCAUCUACAGCUGGAUUCUCCAAAUCCGCACAGCCACAGCCGCACGCCGGUCCAAGCCGCCCCUUGAAGCGUCUACCCCCGCUGUCCAUGCCCGAAAGCGUCACGCCCGCAUUCAAGCGACAACGUACGGAAGGAAGAGAGCUGGACGAUGAAGAAAGGGGGAUACUGAUACAUGAGUUGGUCGGAUUCUAUCCCCGGAAGUUGUGUGAUCUAAUCAUGGAGGCCGCUCGGCAGAACGUGUACGAUACGGUCGGGCUCAUUGAGGCGUGGGGACAGAGUAAGACGGGAGGAAUGGGGGACGAGUAUAGGAUGGAGCUGGAUAUAGGUCUGCACUCACUCGAAACACUACUCGAGCAACAUGUCGACAAAGCCUUUGACAAGUUUACCGCUUGGGCGUUGCGGAACCCGUUCGACGCGCCUCCAGAUCUUGAGCUCGUACUCCCAUGGCACAAAGACCUCGACUUUGAGCGCGGGCAACAUAUAGCCUCUCUCCCACAAGGCGAAGCCUCGAUCCUGUCCGAGCUAGACGACCUCCGUCGUAAAGUUGAGCAGUCGCGCUAUCUCUCUCAACAACUCGAACGCGCCGAAAAAGCCCUGGACCGUCGACUCGAAAUAGCGUCGCAGCGAAAAGCAGAAGUGGGGUUCAUAUCGGAUACUAUAACAGCUGCAAAAUUACAUCCCCUCGCACCCAAAUCCGACUCUUACCGCACCUCCCUCCUCGCACUCAACUCACUCCUCGCACCGAUGGAAGAUCCGCACCCAUCGCUUCCUCCCGCCACUGGCUCUGGUGCUAGCAAUCUCAAGGCGUGGGAGUUGGGCCGUCAGGCGUACUUGUCAUGGGCGGUAGGUAGGGCUGUGGGGCAACAUCAGCUCGAAGUUGGGUCUUCGACCGGCGGAGGAGUGCCCGGUGCAGUCGGGGCGGCCGGGGCGGAGGAACUGGAUGUUGUGGAAAGGGAAGCAGGGGAAGUCGGGGGUACUGAAGGAGUAGAGGGGCUGUUGAAGGCGAUAGCGAGAUGA